Dioscorea cayenensis subsp. rotundata (Guinea yam) is the source of this 426-nucleotide messenger RNA. RefSeq lists its product as uncharacterized. NCBI's taxonomy places the organism in Eukaryota, Viridiplantae, Streptophyta, Magnoliopsida, Dioscoreales, Dioscoreaceae. The record is from RefSeq and is a predicted model, not a curated record. Bases 1 to 426 code for a protein of 141 amino acids. The transcript is spliced from 2 exons.
AUGGCCUCCCAAGUUGGUGAGAAGUAUCGCAAUGGUGCAGAGGUCUACAAUGGAGAUGCACUCUGCAAGAAGAAAUCCAUUGAGUUGUUAGAAGAACUUGGCCUUCCAAAUAGGCUCUUCCCUCUUGAGGACAUUGAAGAGUUUGGAUUUAACCGCAGCGAAGGCUUCAUUUGGCUCCUUCAAAAAAAGAAGAAGGACCACAAUUUCAAGAAAAUUAAGAGAUCGGUGUCAUAUGCUCAAGAAGUCACCUCUUUUGUUGAAAAAGGUGAGAUGAAGAAGAUAACUGGAGUGAAGACCAAAGAGCUUAUGUUAUGGCUCUCCGUCAUUGAGAUGUACAUUGAGGACCCUUCUUCUGGGAAGAUCACCUUCAAAACCGGCACCGGGCUCUCUGACAACUUCCCAACUUCUGCUUUUCAACUUGAUUAG